Molecule: messenger RNA, 12581 nt
Organism: Mobula hypostoma (lesser devil ray)
Lineage: Eukaryota; Metazoa; Chordata; Chondrichthyes; Myliobatiformes; Myliobatidae
Gene: adap2
Product: ArfGAP with dual PH domains 2
Exons: 11
Coding region: 358-1503 (381 amino acids)
Biological process (GO): heart development; positive regulation of GTPase activity
Cellular component (GO): cytoplasm; plasma membrane; intracellular membrane-bounded organelle
Molecular function (GO): phosphatidylinositol-3,4,5-trisphosphate binding; phosphatidylinositol bisphosphate binding; GTPase activator activity
Source: RefSeq, a predicted model, not a curated record
GCCACACUGUGGUGAUCAACUGCAGUCUGCAAAUCAGCUGCAAGAAAGCGGCCCGCUCCCGAUUACACCUUGACUGGCUCGGUCUCCGCUCCACACCACAAUCCCCGAGCAAAAGUCCCUCCAAAGAAGGAAAUCGGGAGGGUUGAUAUCGAGAGGGGAAAUCCCUUUGGUAAGCGUGUCCUGGUGACGGGGACCGCGCAGCGGCCCGGGGUGUGUCUGCUGAAGUUCGAGCUGCUCCAGAGGAGACAGUGAGCGAGAGAGAGAGAGCGCCUCCUGGAGAGGAGCUGGUUCAAUUCCCGACCCGGGCUCCGCAAAGUCCUUCUCAAGUCGCCGAGGACUUCACCUGCUUCUGACGCUAUGACUGACUGGGACAGAAAUAAGAGGGUUCUCCUGGACCUGGCGAGGCAGGGAGAGAACAGCCAGUGCGCCGACUGCGGGGCAGCAGAUCCCGAGUGGGCCUCCUACACACUUGGGGUGUUUAUCUGCCUGAACUGUUCUGGGAUCCACCGAGAUCUGUCAGGAAUCAGCAGAGUUAAAUCCAUCCAUCUCGACUUCUGGGAUGAUACCCUAGUUGAGGAAAUGAGAAGAAAAGGGAACCAAGUGGUGAAGAGGUGUUAUGAGGCAAACGUCCCUCCAUUUUACUACAAGCCAAGGGCUGCAGACUGCAAAGUUCUGAAGGAGCAGUGGAUUCGAGCCAAAUACGACCGGAAGGAGUUCAUUGCAGCCAGCAGGCUGCAGGAGAUCUUCACGUCAGGUGACCGAACCGGAUACCUGUGGAAACGGGGCAAGGACAAAGGAAGUUUUCACCAAAGGAGUUUCCAUCUUCUGGAGAAGGAGGGAACACUGAGAUACUACAGCAAGGAGGAUGGUAAGGAGCCAAGGGGAGUCAUUCAGGUGUCAAAGAUGAAUGCCACAUUCCAGCCGGAAAAGAUCGGGAAUCCCAACGGACUGCAAAUCACGUAUCUGGAGGAUGGCCACACCAGGAAUAUAUUUGUGUACCACAAGAGUGGGAAGGACAUCGUGGACUGGUUCAAUGCAAUAAGGGCUGCUCGGUUCCGGUAUCUCAAGAUGGCUUUCCCCACAGCCAAUGAAUCAGAUCUCAUUCCUAAGUGUACAUGGAAUUAUGCAAAAGAGGGAUACAUGGAAAAGACAGGCCCCACGGAAAAGGAAUAUUUUAAAAGGCGAUGGUUUACCCUGGAUAAUAUAAACCGCAAAUUGCUGUAUUUCAAAGAGCCGCUGGAUGCCUAUACACAAGGGGAGGUGUUCAUUGGGAACACAGAGUAUGGUUACAUCGUGACAGAGGGGCUCCCUCCCGGUGUCAAGGGCAACAAGUGGAACUUUGGGUUAACGAUACAGACCCCGGGGAGGAGGUUCCUGUUUACAUGUGAGACUGAGCAAGACCGCAAGGAAUGGAUCAAUGCUUUAAAAGAAGUUAUUUCCAAGCCCAUGUCCUGUCAGGAUUAUACAGUUGAGGCGACCUUGAGGCGAAAACAGAGGAGAUGAUCAUGGAUAUCUUGGUCUUGACGGCAUACAGACAGGCUAGGACCGGAAGAUGUACUUCAGUAAGCAAUGGGGAUACAGUAUACCAGUCCCUCGCUGCUCACAGGAUAACGAGUUGCAGGAGCCACCUGAAUGCAGUGAUCGGAACAGAAAAUUACUCAGAAUUGAGGAAAGCUCCUCCAUCACUGUGGUCGUUUGAAAUCGCCUACUCUAAUUUAAUAUUGGAAUUGGAAACCGGGACAAAAGCAGCAAGCAUUUCCUUGGAUCCCCUUCCUGCUGCUUUACUGGAUUUGGGAACAGGCAGAAGCCAAACUCAAACGACUGCUGUUAUUUCAGUGCUAGCCAUCGUUCCUACUGUGGGCCACGUAUGUGGCUCAGUCGUAUUCACACCUACUUUGCUACAGCUUCAGACUGCAAUCCUUAACUUGGUUGAGAGAUCGUUGGAGUUAACAGGUUAACUGUGUACCUCAAUACGCCACGUUGAUGCAUUGACCGACAUGGACGGUAUGCAAGGCUUUUCUUUUCACUGUACCUUGGUACACGUGAUAAUAAACCAAUUUACCAUCGGACCCAGUGAAUUACAGACCAUGGAAGGGUUUAUAUUCCUGGUGAAUGUGUAAGGUAAAACAGCCCAUACAAUGCUUAGUCACACUGGCAAGAUUUAGUUAUGAAUCUCCCGCAGAAAAUAGUAACCAAGAACGUAGACGGUACAGAAAGAGAUUUACGCCUUGCUGCAGAGGUACAACAGCCGGAAUACUUCAUUCCGUCCGUCCCGUCACUAAAGGCGGGAUUUCCCAGUGGCCUAUUUAUAUUUUUUCCAUUCCCAUUCUGGCAUGUCAGCACGAUGAGACCACACCUCAUAUUUUAUCUAGGUAGCGUCGUACCUGACGGCAUGAACAUUGAUUUUCCCAACUUCCGGUAAAUUCUCCCUCUGACCUUUAGCCAUUCUGAUUACAGCCCCUCCCCUUAUUUUCCAUGGUCCAAUGUCCUCGAUCUAAAUCAUUCUUCUUCAGCCCUUUUACCUUUUCCACCUAUCGUAUUCUAGUUUAUUUCAUAUUCCGUCCUCCCCCUUUCCUUUCCAGUCCCGAUGAAGGAUUUCGGCCCAAAACAUUGACUGUCUACCCUCCACUGGCUGCCUGACUGCUGAGUUCCUCCAGCAUUGUGUGUUGCUUAAAGCUUCCAGCAUCUUUGUGCCAAAGGUUUGCUUCACGGAAUACACGUUUGUUAUAGAUUGCGAACAUUAGUGGAUCAGCAGACAAUGCAGUUAUAAAAGGGUGUGUGGAACACAUUGCCAGGCGUGGUGGUCCCUACAUCAGGGCAUUUAAGAAACUUAGCAUAUAGAUGGUAGGAAAAUGUAGGACCAUGUGGGAGGGAAACAAAUAAUUUAAAAAUUAAAUGUACUUAGUUAAACUUGCCAAAAGUAAACUGAACACGAGCCCCUUCCUGGCCAGAGAUGGCCCCGAUAUGCCGUGAAACCAAAGAGCUCUUCCCUACCACUGGUUUAAAGCAUUAAUAUUUGUAUCUUUUCUCAUCCCGUUGUGUAGCACUGGAAAUAAUCCGGUGCUGACAGUUUUCAGGUCCUACUUAAAUAAAAAAAGGAAUAGAGUAACUGUAGAGAAUGCAUUUAGGUCAGUGUAUGUAAAAUGGCCUAAUCCCUUGUCUAAACUACGCUGACUGAAUUAAGGUGGUUUUCUCAAUAACCUAAUGAAGCACCUACAAAAUACUGGAGGAACGCGGCAGAUGAGGCACCAUCUAUGGAAAUGAACACAGUAGAAGUUCCGGGCUAAGUCCCUUCUUCAGGAUUGUACAGGAAGGGAGAAGACGCCAGCAGAAAAGGUGGUGGUGGGGGGUUGACAAAAGGCCAGAGUGGAGAAUUGCCGAGGGGAGAGGGAUUGUUUUUUAACUGGAAAGAGAAAUCCAUAUUCACGUUCAAUAACCUAGUGCUUUUUAGACAUGGCUAACAAAUCCGAUUAAAUAACCAAAUUUAAAUACGUUGUUUUUUAGACCUUAAGACAAGUAGAAUCAGGCCAUUCGUCAACGACUGAUUUAUUACCCCAUUCAUUCGCCCACCUGCUCCCCGUAACCUUGGACACCUUACAAUCAAGAAUUUAUCAAUCUUUGCCUUAAAUGUACCCAACAACUUGUCCUCCACAGCGGUCUGUGACAAUAAACUUGUCAGCGUUGUCAUCCUCUGUUAAAUAAAUUCUUUGUCAGUUCUAAAGGGACGUCUAUGUAUUCUGAGGUAGCGAUCUGAUUCUGGAUUAGUCCUGGACACUAUUUCUACAACCAAUGGUUCCAAGUGAUUACUAUUACUCUUGUAAGUAUUUAACUAGCAUAAAACGCUGCUGAGCUGACAACUGCUCUAAGUAAUUUUGUAUGGUCCACUUCGAAUUUUGUAUAUCCAGCGGGUCUUUACUGUUCAGUUCUUGUCGCCUCAUUAUAGGAAGGAUGUGGAAGCUCUAGAAAUAUUUCCCGGGAUGCUGCCUAGACUAGAGAGCUUGUUCUACAAGGAAUGGUUGAGCAAACUAGGGUUUUUCUCUUUGUCAAGGAGGAUGACAGGUAACUUGUUAGAGGUGUACAAGAGGCACAGUAGCGUGGACAGCCAGCAUCUUUAUCCCAGGGCGGAAAUGGCUAAUACCAGAGGGCAUAAAUUAAAGUGACUGGAGGUGGUACGUACAGGGGUUGCGAGAAGUGAAUCAGGUUGUAAAAAGUUUAUAAUACAAUCUUUAUACUAUGAAGUUUUAUCAGUGAACGUUGGUGGUUGUGAGGGGCAGUAAAGGAUGAGCUUGGGAAAUGAACUUCUGAAAUGUUACUGAUUUAAAUUCUAGUUUUAAGAAACUCAAGCACAUUAGACAAAGAAACACCAGACCAAAAUGAUAAUUUUUAUUGUAUUCAGAAAUAUUUUUUCCAAACUUUGAGUUCUUAGAGGAUUAACUACAGAAAAAAUAAUUCUCCUGUAAGCAUUAGUGAGCAAAUAUCAUAGCUACCAAUCUGUAUACAAGACAAAUGGUAGACAAACAUUUACAACUUAGAAGCUGGGGAAACUAGGAAGGUUCAAAUUGUACAGAAAAAAAAGAACUGCCUAAGAGUUUCUAAUUGCAGACUGUAGGUCCUACACCCACCACACAGUUCCAGAGAUGUUGGACUGCAUAGGAGAGCUCAAAGGAGUGGGGGCAAUCAGGACCUUCUGCAUGCCACUCUUCCUGAGAAGUUGGAUUGUGCUCUACGUAGGCACAUGCAAGAGCCAAUAAAGAGAAAUUAGAUUUAAGCGGAGCAGCCUUUGUGAGAGCGGGCUGGUGUAAGAGUGGAAGGUCCAAGCUUUGGCAAUGCAAAGGCCAUAAGUAGAUUUUUUUCAUUUUUCUUUCUUUCUCAUUGCACAGUCAAAGCAGUGGGGAUGGAUGCCAGGUAGGAUAGCGGAAUGCCCAUCUUGUGGGACGUUUGAAGGCAGGAAGACCUCCAGUGUCCCUGAUGACACCACCUACAAGAAGUGCAUCCAGCUGCAGCUUCUUUCAGACAGUUGAGGAAAUGGAGCUAGAACUGAAUGAACUUCAGAUCAUUCUGGAGGCAGAGGUUAGAAUGUACAGGGAGGUAGUUAAACCCAAGGUGCAGAAUGCCAUUGUGGCUGUUCCCCUCAACAAGUAUACUGCUUUGAAUACUGUUGGGCCGAGAUGAGCAGGUAGAGGUUGUGGUCCAUUAUGGUACCAAUGAUAUGGGUAGGAAGGUAGCCAAGGUCCUGCAAGGUCCAUACAUCACUGGGUGUUAUGGUAAAGUUCAAGACCACUAGGAUUGUGAUCUUGUCUGCCACCCAUGCCAUGUGCAAGUGAAGCCAGAAAAGGGAAUUUCAUACAGUUAACAUUGGCAAAGGAUACGUUGCACUUGGAACAGUGUCAGAUUUUUGAAUCAUUGGGCUCCUUCCAGGAAAAGUGGGACCUGUACAGAAGGGACAGUUUGCACCUGAACUGGAGGACUAAUAUCCUUGCAGGAAGGUUUGCUAGUGCUGCAUGCGGAGGGGAAUUAAACUAGAGUUGCAGGGGGAUGGGAACUAGAGAAAAUAGUGGAGUGAUCGUGGGGCAAGAUGUUGUUAAGCGGGCACAAAGUCAGGAAUUGAAAGUUGGGACUAAUGUUCUGAUGUGCAUAAGUUUCAAUGUAAUGAGUAUUGCGGGAAAGGUGAAUGAGUUUAGAGCACACGUGGAAUUAUGACAUUGUAGCCUUGGAUAGGCAGGACUGAGCUCAAUGUUCUAGGGUUCUGUUACUUUGGAUGUAAUAAAGUGGAAAGAAUUAAAGGGGGAGGGGAAAAUGUCAUGCUCAGAUUACUGAAGCAAAAUGGGUGGAACUGAAGAAUAAUAAGGGGACAACCAAAUUAAUGGGAUUAUAUUACAGACUACCCAACAGUCUGCAGGAUUUGGAGCUAAUUUGUAGGGAGAUUGCAGACUAUUGCAAGAACAUAAGGUGGUUAAAGUAGGCAAUUUAAACUUUUCACAUAUAGACUGGGACUCCCACACUGUAAAAGUUUGUGUAGUGAUCAAAAUGUAAUUAUUUUUAAGAUAAUUAUGGAAAAAGAUAGGUCUGGUCCUUGAGUUAAGAUUCUAAAUUGGAGAAAGGUCAAUUCUGACGUUAUUAGAAAGGAUCUGGCAAGUGUGUAUUGGGACAGGGUGUUUACUGGCCAAGGUGUAAUUGGUAAAAUGGGAAGCCUUCAAAAGUGAAAUGUUGACCACCGAUUUUUGUAUGUUCCUGUUAGAAUCUGGCCAACCAGAUGAAUAAGAAUCCCAAGAGCUUCUACAGUAUAUUAAAGGCAAAAGGAUAGCAAGCAACAAAAAGAGAUCUUCUGGAAGAUCAGUAUGGUAAUCAAUGCAUGGGGCUGAAAGAGGUGGGGAAAAUCUUAAAUGUAUUUUUUGCAUCUGUAUUUACAUGGUGAUGAACACUGAGUUCAUAAGUGAGACAACACAGCAGUGAGGUCAUGGACCAUAUACAGAUUAUAGGUGUCUGCGGCCUUGAGGUAAAUUAGGGUGUAUAUAUCCCCAGGACUUGUUCAGGUUGAUCAAGAAAGUUUAGUCACUUUGAAUUCAUGAUUAGGUAGCAAAUUAGAUUAAAUAUUAGCUGCACGGGAGAAGCUAGAGAGUGGUAAUAGAUGGUUGCUUCUCGGACUGAAGCCUGUAACAAUUGGUGUACUGCAGAGAUUGGUGCUGGGUCUGUUGUUUGUCAUCUAUAUCAAUGACCUGGAUAAUAAUGCCGUGAACUGGAUCAGCAAAUUUGCGGAUGACACCAAGAUUAGGGGUGUAGUGAACAACAAGGAAGACCAUCAAAACGUGCAGCUCAACCUGGACCAGCUGGGAAAAGUAGGCUGAAAAAUGGCAGAUGGAAUUUAAUGGAGACAAGUGUGAGGUCUGGCACUUCGGGAGGACAAGUCAGGGUAGGAUUUGCAUAGUGAGUGUAGGGCACUGAGUGUGAUUAACAGAGGGAUCUGGGAAUACAGAUCCACAGUUCAUUAAAAGUGGCGUCACAGGUAGAUAGGGUUGUAAAGAAGGUGUUUGGCAUACUGGCCUUCAUAAAAUCCAAGUAUUCAGUACAAGAGUCGGGAUGUCAUGUUGAAGAUGUGUAAGAUGUUGGAAAGGCCUAGUUUCAAGGGUUGUGCACAGUUCUGGUCACCUACUUACAAGAAAGUUAUCAAUAAGAUUGAAGAAUGCAGAGAAAAUUUACAAGGACAUUGCAGGGACUUGAUGACCUGAGUUACAGGGAAAGGUUGAAUAGGUUACAACUUUAUUCCCAAGAGCAUAGGAGAAUGAGGGGAGAUGUGAUAGACGUGUAAAAAUUGAGGGGUACAGAUAAAUAAGAGCGGUCUUUUCCACUGAGGUUGGGUGAGACCAGAACUAGAGGUCAUGGGUUAAGAGUGACAGGUUUAGUGGGAAUCUUUCACCCAGAGGGUGGUGAGAGUGUGGAACCAGCUGCCAACAAAAGAUUCAAUUUCAACAUUUAAGAGAAAUUUGGAUAGAUAAAUGGAUGGGAGGCUAAGGUCUGGGUCCAAGUUGUUAGGACUGAUUUGCCACAGACUGGAGGGGCCAAAAGGCCUGGUUCUGUGCUGUAGUGUUAAAAAAAAACUCCUUGAAUCCCAAGUUUUUGGUCCCAGAAGCACUUAAUGCACAAGUUGUCAAGUUUGAAUUUUACAAACCAGGAUUUUAAAAGAUGUAAUCUAUUCUGUGAGAUGCCACAGAAUGCGAGUUCCAAAAUCACUCAGGGUGCACUACACCAUCAACUCAGCAUCAGUGCAAAGACAGUCUGAACACUCUGCUUAUAUCAGGGACUGGGAGACUGUUCCGCACAGCUGCAAUAACAUCCAUCUCAUCUUUGCAAAACAUUCCAGACGGUCUAACAACUUAUUUAACUUCAGUAACAUCUGUAAAUGAAAUGCAGUUAGCCUCAACAACAGUAAUAUAGAGCAGUGCAGUGCUACUCACCAGCUCAAAUUGAAGGCCUCGUGUUGCGGUGAGGUAACAUCCCUGGCUUACAACAGCAAGUUGUUGAUUUUAAAUCAAAUCACAUUGAGGAACCUUUCAAGCAAAUGCCCAUAAUUUCACCAAUAGGGAAAAUAAAUCUUCCAAAGCUCAGGCUUUUUGAUGAGACAGUCACUUUCCAGGACACCUCUUACUUGAUUUUAUUGAAGAGCAAGAGGACAAAAGGAAAGUACUAAAUCUCAACUGUCAAAUGGGAAAGCUAUGAAUUGAAGCAACCUGAUGCGUCUACUGACUAUUGAGUGAAGAUAGCUUACAAAUUUUUGAUCAUUUUGUAGGAACUAUUGAUCUUCGAUUUCAAACCAAGGUGAAGAUAUGUAAAGUGUCACACAACCAGCUAGAACACAUCGAUUGCAGAGCAUUGAAAAGUAACCUUCCGUAACGUAAAAGUUAUCAAUUUUUCCCCGUUAAGAAACAUCAUGCACAAUUUAACAUGUCUUGGUUCUUAUUUUAAGAUUCAGGUGGUCUUUGGUGAAUCAACCAGGCAGCUCUGAGAAAGCAAGCGUCAGUAACUGGAGAGCCUAACAUUUGUUUUCAAACAUCAAAAACUAUCAAUAGGGUCAGUCAUAGGGAUGCAUUCCGUGCUAGUUAUUGAGGAAAAAAAUCUUAGCAUGAAUAAAGGUGCAAGUUUUUUUCAACUUUUGAAGAUAAAUUAAAGGAAUUGCUUAUUUGUUAAACAUAUUCAAAAGGAAUUGCUUCUCCAUUAGAAACAUUAGAAUUGCUUCUCUUCAGGACUUGCGGUUCUUCCACUCUCCUACACCACUGCCCACCCCACUUAUCACAUUCGUUCAUUAAAAAAGCACACUGGAAGAGGUAAAUAAAAUCAGUCUACACGUGGUACAUGUAAAUAUGAAAUGGGUUCAUUAGACAAUGUUGGGUAAAACUGAUCUUGUGACAAGGAGUUUACACCUAUUUCAGCCUGGGGUAUAAUAUGGCCUUCAAACAAAAAAAAACUGAAGUCCCCCAUUCAAAGUUGGUUGGCAAAUCAACAUACUGACAGAAUUAAAGUCAGUUUUAUAAAAACACCAAAAUGCAAAUAGUGUCAAAUUUAAGUGAUCAGUACAAUCUAUUCAGCUGACAGUAAAACCUGUAUUAAAUGUUAAAGACUUUUCUAAAAAGAAAUGGCUGUACCUUUUUUUGUUUAAAUCAAAUGUUCACCCACUUGGAUUACUCCCCACCACACUCUGCAUAGGUGCAUGUGUAUCAAUACAUAGCACUUUAAUGACAGGAUUUAAGAAUCAUAAACCUAUUAAUUCUUGGAUAAAAAGAUUGCGUCCAUUUCCAGUCUGCUUAGAGCUAAAUCUUUAUUACAGAGUUGAAUUUCCCAGUAUCAUGCUGCUGAAAAAACUGUGUGAAAUAUUGUUUCACAUCCCACAACAUGUUGCCCCCCCACAUUGAAGUAAUUGUCUCACAACACCUAACCAAUGCUAAUAAUGAAUUUAUAAAAAAAUUGCACAGGUAUGCAGAGAUUCAUAAACCAUUUGUCAAGAAUGGAGGCUUAAUUACCAAUGAUCGAAAGGACUAGUGAUUAACAUUUCCCUAUGAGCUGAUCUUAAUAAAAUUCACUCACGUUACUUGAAGACAAUUUAUAAUCAGAUUUGCAGGCUGCUUCAUUACAAAGUUGAUGAUAGCUGUAAUCCUUCUUGAACAUUUGUCAUCGACUGUGGAUCUGUAAACAGCAUAUACUGGCCUACAUGACACCAAGUAUAUUCUACCAAGUAUUAUAAUAAUGAUGAAGUAGUAGGAGUUUUUUUUUAAUCAGAGGGCUAGCUGCUUUUUGGGAAGAGGUAGUGGGGAAGGUGGAUAUUGUUGAAAGUUGUAAAAGAGGAGAAGGGAGUGGAAGAAAGAGGAAGGGUACACCCUUAUCAAUAAAAAUGCUGAACUCACAGCUUACAGACUUUAUGGUGCCAGUAACAAUUCUUCUUGAGUACAGAAAGUGGCCAAUCAGCAGAAUGCUGUGGAAAAUGUUAUAUUCAACAUUAUGAAUAACUUUCCAGGAAGGCUUUGCGUUUGGGCAGUAGAAUCUCACUCAUAUUUCCCCUUAAAAGCCUUAGGAAACAUCAGUUAAGACCAGUGAAUUCAGCAGAUUGGACAGUAGCCAGAGGAUGAUCUUCACUGUGACUCAGUACCACACUAUUUACUGCAACCUUCAAAAGAAUUGAGUUAAUUUUAACCCUUGUCAGUACAAUUGAUUUGACAAAUCAUAACUGUAGAUUGAAUGAAACUUUCAGCCAGUUUUCAAUAUUUCCCCUGAUUUUUAACUUGCUCAGUGUCAAAGAAAAGUAAAUUUGCAGCCAUGUGUACUAAAAAAAAUCACUCAAUAGAGGUUUUACUGUCAAUCACUGGAAAGCUGUGUUGUCAUUACCACUGAAUGUGCUUUUUGGAAACUUUCACCACUAAUAUCCAAGCUGUUCAGAUACAACAGAUACUUACAGAUUAAACUAACCUGUACUGCCAGACCUCUUGGCAUUUCCUUUCCUACACGUUAAAAAGCAAGUGACGAAACGCUGCUGUUAUAGUUAACUGAAAAAAAUUAUGUUGAAGAAAAUCUCAGUUUUGGGUGCAGGGAACUUCCAUAUUAAAAAUAUGCUGAACAUUGAGAACCCAAUCAUCUGAAUGGAAAUCACUAAUAAGUAAACUUGUUUUGCAACAAUGCAAAUUGGAGAGACAGGUUUUCCAUUCAGUACUGAUCUGGUACUAACAUCAUCAUGGUCGCACCAAAUAUUGUCCACCCUACUUUAGCACAAAGUUUGUGUGGAUAAAAAGAAAUCCAAAUUUGAAUUUCAGUUAAAUGGCACUAACCGUUGAAAAUGAAACAUCUACUAAAACAUGGUAUUUCAGACGUGACUCAACAUACUAAUUCUAGUCUUGCUGUAUUUAUAUCCUGAACACAUUCAAUAAAUUUGUUAUCUCUUCAACAAUGUUGGGCACAGACAAGUAAAAUCCUGCAGUAGGUGACAUGGCUUAAGUUUACUAUUUUACUGGUAAAAGUCCGGUGCUAUUUAGGGGCUAUAAGAUACAAAAGAUAUUAUUUGCACAUUUCCCACAGGCUGUUGAACAAGUAGAGCAAAACUUGAUCCCAAUCUCAAACCAUAAAAAUCCUCCAUAUUAAAAUGUCAGACAUUUGAGAACCUAAUGGUUUGAAUGAACAAACCAAACAAUCAGCUUGCAACGUAAAUUUUAGAGGGAUACAUUUUUCAAUCAAUGCUGAACAUGCAUCUUCCCCUUCAGAUUAAAUGUGUCUAUUAAAUUGUCAUCCCAUUGUUGAAUAAAUUUGUUUACCAUGUCAUCAAUUCAGUAGACGCAAACAGAACAGGACCAAUCUUGAAAUCUGAAUGUAAAAAAAGUAGCUAGUAGUUGAAAGUUUACUGUAGUAAUCUGUUUGAGGAUUUAAAGCUGGGAUCAAUAUCUAACAUUUGUCCACACCCUGAAAGGUAAAAUUAUUUAUGUUCACUGGAAGUAAGCAAAGCAUAUUGCAUUCAUAAAACAGGUUCAUAAGUGUCAAAAUUUAGAGGCUACUGAGAUUGAUUCAAAUCCCAAAAUGCUGCAGCAGCUCAUACCUCAUUGAGCAUGGGAGGGAUAGAGAACCUGAUCAUCACAAAAAGCAAGAGUCCGCAAUCCCAGGGAAACCAUGAUUACUUUCAGGGCUUCGUCACUUAAAGAUGGUUUAAAAAGGGCUAACAGUUUGAGAGAGAUCACAUCUAACUAAGGCUUUUCAUUCUAGGACGAGGGAGAUGUCUUCAUUUUUUAAAGAAAGGGGCUUCCCUUCCUCCACUAUCAACUCUGCUCUUAAACGCAUCUCCCCCAUUUCACGUACAUCUGCUCUCACUCCAUCCUCCCACCACCCCACUAGGAAUAGGGUUCCCCUGGUCCUCACCUACCACCCCACCAGCCUCCGAGUCCAACAUAUUAUUCUCCGUAACUUCCGCCACCUCCAACGGGAUCCCACCACUAAGCAUAUCUUUCCCUCCCCCCCUCUCUCUGCAUUCCGCAGGGAUCGCUCCCUACACAACUCCCUUGUCCAUUCGUCCCCCCCAUCCCUCCCCACUGAUCUCCCUCCUGGCACUUAUCCGUGUAAGCGGAACAAGUGCUACACAUGCCCUUACACUUCCUCCCUUACCACCAUUCAGGGCCCCAAACAGUCCUUCCAGGUGAGGCAUCACUUCACCUGUGAGUCGACUGGGGUGAUAUACUGCGUCCGGUGCUCCCGAUGUGGCCUUUUAUAUAUUGGUGAGACCCGACGCAGACUGGGAGACCGCUUUGCUGAACAUCUACACUCUGUCCACCAGAGAAAGCAGGAUCUCCCAGUGGCCACACAUUUUAAUUCCACAUCCCAUUCCCAUUCUGACAUGUCUAUCCACGGCCUCCUCUACUGUAAAGAUGAAGCCACACUCAGGUUGGAGGAACAACACCUUAUAUUCCGUAUGGGUAGCCUCCAACCUGAUGGCAUGAACAUUGACUUCUCUAACCUCCGCUAGGCCCCACCUCCCCCUCGUACCCCAUCUGUUACUCUUUUUAAUGCACACAUUCUUUCUCUCACUCUCCUUUUUCUCCCUCUGUCCCUCUGAAUAUACC